Messenger RNA from Plasmodium vinckei vinckei, 705 nucleotides. Its product is annotated as E3 SUMO-protein ligase NSE2, putative. The transcript is spliced from 12 exons. Gene Ontology annotation, biological process: protein sumoylation; double-strand break repair via homologous recombination. NCBI's taxonomy places the organism in Eukaryota, Apicomplexa, Aconoidasida, Haemosporida, Plasmodiidae. Gene Ontology annotation, molecular function: SUMO ligase activity; zinc ion binding. Bases 1 to 705 code for a protein of 234 amino acids. Gene Ontology annotation, cellular component: Smc5-Smc6 complex; nucleus. The record is from RefSeq and is a predicted model, not a curated record.
AUGUAUUAUCAAGAUGAUUCCACUAAUAGUGCAGAUGAAAGAGAAGGUACCAGGGUAUUACCCAAUACGGAAAACCCAUAUUUUCAAGAUACUUGGGAUGAUUUAGAAAGUCAUGAAGACGAAUAUGCACCAUCUAAUGAUAUAAUAAAAUUUUACAGCCAAUUACAAAAAAGUUUAUACAAUGUUUUGUUUUCCGUUAAGUACUUCCGAUCAGAUGAUCUAAAUAUUGAUUCAAAUUAUUUAAAACUAGUAAAUAAGUAUGUAAAGCUAAGAUUACAAGGCAAUCAAACAGACGAAAAAGAUGUUUCUCGACUAGCAAGGUUCCAUUUAAAAAGCCAAAAAGAAGAUGAUGACGAAGAAGAAUUAGUAGUCGAUGAAGAAAUCGGCGCAUUUCCCACCAAAUGCCCAAUAUCACAAAUGCCCUUUGAAAAUCCUGUUACACAAAGAUUUAGCAAAAAUAGAAAGGCAUGUGUACACACCUUUGAGAAUACCUUUAUUCUGAGAUUAAUACAAAAUAAAGAUACAAUAGAAUGUCCAUUAGCCGCUUGUAAAAAAAAAGUCUACAAAAAUAGUUUGCACCCCGAUUAUGAAUUUCUUCACCACUCAAGGCUUAUGAAGUUUAGAGAUAAUGUCACCGAAGGAAGAGAUUAUUUCGUUAAACUUCGGACUGAUGAGGAUAAAAGUUUCAAUUUUGUGGAAGAAUAA